Molecule: messenger RNA, 1651 nt
Organism: Carcharodon carcharias (great white shark)
Lineage: Eukaryota; Metazoa; Chordata; Chondrichthyes; Lamniformes; Lamnidae
Exons: 6
Coding region: 184-1425 (413 amino acids)
Source: RefSeq, a predicted model, not a curated record
GAUCCCAGUUGCUGGGUUUGAGGAAUUGUUUCUCUUCCUGCCUCGAGGGAUUCACAUUCUCCAAGUUCCAGCAGCUCUGGGACUGAACGUUUAACUCGAGCUGUUUUACUCACUGGUUCUCUGCCUGUCUAGAGUUGAAACUCCCUCCCUGGAGACACGGGCAGCACCUCAGCCUUAACCAAAAUGGAUUCCCGGAGCAGAUCAGUGGAUAGUGUUCUGUCAGGGUCGGGUGGUGAGACUUUGGCUGUCAGCAAGUCCAAGUUGGAAGAUCCCGGAGUGCAAGUCUCAAGCACUGAGGCCUGCUGCCCUUUGACCUCAGGCUCUGAGCGAGACAUGCCCGCACUCUCCCGUACUGUCAGCCUGUGGAAAAUCCCGCAAGUUUCCAUGGCAACCCCUCUGGCACGGCAUCGGUCGGAGUUGGAGGUGGGCCAAGGCUCGGAGGAGGGUGUCCUGAACACCUCCUUCCCUCCACUGGACCCAGUACACCAGAAGCUGGAGAGGGUCCUGCAGAGAACAUUGUCACGGAAACAAAGAGAAGCAAGUGGACCCUGGGAGGCUGUGUCUGAUGGACCAGACCACGGGCGCUCACUCUUGUCACUGAAGCCCCUGGCCCAGUCACAGCCCAUACUUGCCAGGUGUGGUAAGGGGGUGAUGCCAGGGUCUCUGUGUACCCUUCAGAGGAUCACAGUCACCAACAGCAUGAAUGACCACCUACAGGAGAAAUGGGAAGUACCUGGCUCAAGGGCUCCAGGCUGGAGGUACCUGGAACAGGUGUGUCGCUUGUUGGACAGGAUCGCUGACCUUCAGGAAAGGAACUCAGUGCUGAAACAGGACAAACUGCAGAUGGAAGAGAAACUGAGACAAAAAGAAAAGCAACAGGAGCUUCUUCAACACUAUUGUUCCUGUGGUUCAGCAGCUUUGUACCUGGGAACGACAGGAGAACUCCAUCUGCGUGGGCACAAGGAUUCUCCACAUCUCACUCACAAUUCCACAACCCUUUCCCGACGUCAGCCCCAACACUCCCCGGAACAUUCUGGGCACUAUUGCCACAUCUCCUUGCAAAAGAGAUGGGCAUCCGACUUGGACAACUUGUGUGAGGCCAAGGGGGGCAGCAUGUUCCACCUCGAUGAAGCUGAUUCCUGCCAAUAUGGGAGUAAGGAUCAUCUAGCCUGCAGGGUUCAAAGAGAAACCUUUCAACCUAAUACUGCUCACGUUACCAAGGCCCGUCAGCCUCACUGGGGUAGAGUGAGGGACAUGCUGCAUCGCUUGAAGGGCAAGUCCAGGAGAAGAGGCAGUUUUGUGAGCCAGUUUAAAGGCUCCAGUCAUCAGAACCACCGCUUUAUCGGAGCCUCAGAAGUGGAGGUGAUGCCUCAGUCACACGGCUGCUCAAUCCAAGGAGUGAGAGCUCAAAGGGAUUUGGAAUGAAGGCUACGCCCACUGGGCAAGGAGGAAAUCAUCAGCACGGAAUUCCAUGGAUACACUUAGCUGUAUAAAUUGUGAUUGUAUCCUGGUGGAGCAGGGCGGGUGGAGGGACACAAUCUGAGCUUGCAGUUCCAGGAAAGAUAUGGAAAUGGUCCAUUCACAUUGCUCCAUUAACUGGACUGCCUUCUGUAUUCAAUUCAAUUAAACAAUAAAUGUGUUGGCUGUACAA